This is a messenger RNA of Xenopus tropicalis (tropical clawed frog), 1912 nucleotides long. RefSeq names its product epoxide hydrolase 2, cytoplasmic (gene ephx2). The record is from RefSeq and is marked provisional. Gene Ontology annotation, biological process: epoxide metabolic process. Gene Ontology annotation, molecular function: epoxide hydrolase activity; catalytic activity; 10-hydroxy-9-(phosphonooxy)octadecanoate phosphatase activity. Gene Ontology annotation, cellular component: cytoplasm; peroxisome. Lineage: Eukaryota; Metazoa; Chordata; Amphibia; Anura; Pipidae.
GGUACUGUCCCACACACACAGGGAGCCAUGGCUGCCAGGCGCUUCGUGCUGUUCGACCUGGGAGGGGUCCUGCUCACCCCCGGGCCGCAAGUGGCUUUUCAGCGCCUGGAAAAAUCCCUCUCCCUCCCCAGUGGAUUUCUGCAGAAUGUGUUCGUUAGGAGCGGCUCCGAGGGCCCAUUUGCUAGGGCUGAGAGGGGACAAAUACCAUUCUCCAAGUUUAUUGCAGAAAUGGAUAAGGAAUGCAAGGCCUUUGCUGAAGAAUCCGGCGUUUCUCUCCCCGAUUCCUUCUCCCUGGAGCAAACCUUUCAUGGCAUGUUUGAGUCCGGAGGGAUCAAUAAGCCGAUGCUAAAAGCCGCCGUCACUCUUAGACAUCAUGGGUUUAAGACAUGUGUCCUGACAAACAACUGGAUAGAUGAUAGCCCUCAAAGAAGUCAUUCAGCUGAACUUUUCUCUUCACUAAAUCGCCAUUUCGACCUGGUCGUAGAGUCGUGUCGUACUGGAAUGAGAAAACCAGAAACCCAAAUAUAUGAUUAUGCUCUGAAAAUGCUGAAAGCAAACCCCAAAGAGACAAUUUUCCUUGAUGACAUUGGCGCUAAUCUGAAGCCUGCCCGCGAGAUGGGAAUCGCCACGGUACUUGUCAAGGACACAGAAACGGCACUGAAAGAGCUCCAAGCACUCUCUGGAGUCCCGUUAUUUGAAAAUGAAGAAGUUACACCCGUCCCUGCCAAUCCUGACAACGUUACUCAUGGAUCUGUAACAGUUAAGCCUGGGGUGCAGCUCCAUUAUGUAGAGAUGGGCAAUGGGCCUGUUAUCUGCCUGUGCCAUGGCUUCCCAGAGAGCUGGUAUUCCUGGAGAUUCCAGAUCCCGGCCCUGGCUGAUGCAGGGUUCCGAGUGAUUGCCUUCGAUAUGAAAGGAUAUGGCGAUUCCUCUGCGCCACAAGAAAUUGAGGAAUAUUCCCAAGAGCAAAUCUGCAAGGACUUGGUGUCAUUCCUUGAUGUGAUGGGCAUAUCCCAGGCCUCAUUUAUUGGCCAUGACUGGGGCGGUGCUGUUGUGUGGAACAUGGCUCUUUUCUACCCAGAGAGAGUGAGGGCAGUGGCAUCUCUAAAUACACCUUUCUUCACAUCUGACCCAGGGGUAAAUGCUUUGGAAAGAAUAAAGGCCAACCCGAUCUUUGACUAUCAGCUGUACUUCCAGGAGCCGGGUGUGGCUGAAGCAGAACUGGAGAAAGAUUUGGAAAGGACAUUCAAAGUGUUUUUCCGAGGCUCAAGCGAAAAGGAUCGACUCGCUACCUCCCUAACAACGAUGAACGUGCGAGAACGAGGUGGAAUAUUAGUCGGCACAGAUGAAGACCCGCCAUUGAGUAGCAUCAUUAAUGAAGCCGAUUUGCAGUACUACGUGGCACAGUUUAAGAAGUCGGGAUUCAGGGGCCCAUUAAACUGGUACCGGAAUAUGCAGAGGAACUCAGAGUGGAACAUCUCUGCCCAUGGCUGGAAGAUUCUGGUUCCGGCUUUGAUGGUAACGGCUGGAAAGGAUUUUGUUUUACUUCCAAUAAUGACCAAGGGUAUGGAAAAUCUGAUUCCUAAUUUGAGCCGAGGACAUAUAGAAGAAUGCAGCCACUGGACGCAGAUGGAAAGGCCAGCGGCCGUCAAUGGGAUCCUUAUCGAAUGGCUGGCGGAGGUUCAUAACUUGUCCGUAACAUCCAAACUGUGAGAGGGUUCCUCCGUUUGUCUUUAACCCACCCCUCCUCCCUUUCCCAUCUGACUCCAGCAGAAGUUCUGGGUUUGUUCUAUGUUCUACAGGUCUGUGUUCUUCGCAGUUGUGUCUUACCAUGAAAUUGUACCUGCUGAUAUCACAGCCUUAUGUCCAUAAGUGAUUUAUGCUCUCUAACCUCCAAUAAAAACCAUUAAGGAAA